Protopolystoma xenopodis is the source of this 540-nucleotide messenger RNA. The record is from the annotation of a GenBank genome assembly. NCBI's taxonomy places the organism in Eukaryota, Metazoa, Platyhelminthes, Monogenea, Polystomatidea, Polystomatidae.
AUGGGUUGCGCGACUCUGCAUUUCUGGCCUGACAGCUUGGACUCUUUACUUUGCCACUUGACUGAUUGCACUUUUAUCGAUGCUCGUGUAUUUCCUAAUGAUACUGCGUAUAGAAAUACUCACUGGGCAGCCUUUGCUACUGGGCUAGGGGCAGUUUGGCACGAGUUAGGUCACUGCUUCGGUCUCGAGCAUACAACUUCAGGUAUAAUGCACAGAGCUGACGAUCUUCAUUUAUGUCUUGGCUUUCCUCCUCUUGAUUCAUUUUGUCGGAAGUGCAGUAAUCUUAAAGUAAAUAAUUCGUCUGACGAAAAUCGUUUACUGAUGAUGGACGAACUAGAUCCUUCAUGCCAGCAUGAGUGGCUCAAGCCCCCGAGCCCCUUGCCAUCCGUACUUCAAUUUAGCUCAAUUGUGUGCAUCAGUGAAAAGCUUACCGCUUCUACUGUCUCGGAUCGAUUUUGGGCUACUUGCUAUUCACUAUGGCAUCAGGGCGAGACUUAUUGGGGUGCCUCAAUCGCAAAACAACUUUCUACUAAUCCGUAA